Molecule: messenger RNA, 1377 nt
Organism: Lytechinus variegatus (green sea urchin)
Lineage: Eukaryota; Metazoa; Echinodermata; Echinoidea; Temnopleuroida; Toxopneustidae
Product: nucleoporin SEH1-like
Biological process (GO): cellular response to amino acid starvation; positive regulation of TORC1 signaling
Cellular component (GO): Seh1-associated complex; nuclear pore outer ring
Molecular function (GO): protein binding; structural molecule activity
Source: RefSeq, a predicted model, not a curated record
CCAAUUUCGUCAAGUCUUCGAUUGUCGAUCUGUUUUUUGGAGAAGAAACUGCUGUAAAGAAAUAUUGCGGGAAAUCAACAAAAUGUUUAAGGCGAAGAGUAUUUCUGCAGAACACAAGGAUUUGAUACAUGAUGUUGCAUUUGACUUUUAUGGUCAACGAAUGGCCACUUGUUCCAGUGAUCAGAGUGUACAGGUAUGGGAUCUAGGAGAAGAUGGGGAAUGGCACUGUACAGCUAGUUGGAAGACACACAGUGGGUCUGUUUGGAGAGUAACAUGGGCGCAUCCUGAGUUUGGACAGGUCUUAGCAUCAUGCUCCUUUGAUAGAACUGCAGUUGUAUGGGAGGAGAUGGUUGGAGAUUCAAAGCCAAAUGAGAGAGAACAUCACUGGGCUCAGCGAGCAAUGCUUGUAGACAGCAGAACGUCUGUCUCGGAUGUCAAAUUUGCACCUCAUCAUCUUGGCCUUCAAUUAGCAACAUGCUCAGCAGAUGGGAUUGUUAGGAUAUACGAAGCACCUGAAGUUACAAAUUUAGCCACAAUGAAUUUACAGACAGAAUUACAGACCAAACUUAGUUGUAGCUGUUUAUCAUGGAAUCCUUCAAGAGUGCAUCCACCCAUGAUAGCUGUAGGUAGUGACAGCUCUGAUCCCUCAGGAGGAGGUAAAGUUCAAAUCUAUGAAUACAAGGAAAAUGAAAGAAAAUGGCAGAAGAUUGACACACUGAAUGUGAUCACAGAAGCAGUCCAUGACCUAGCCUUCUCUCCAAACCUAGGUAGAUCAUAUCACAUGUUAGCUGUAGCAACCAAAGAUGUUCGCAUCAUGACUCUUAAACCAAUGAGGAGAGAUCAGUUUGUGGGUUCAACAAGGAUUGAGAUCAGACAAGCAGCUCAACUAGUAGACUUCAAACAGAGUCAGGUAUGGAGAGUAAGUUGGAAUGUGACAGGUACUAUCUUAGCUGCCUCAAGUGAUGAUGGAUAUGUCAGAUUAUUUAAAGCCAACUACCUUGACAACUGGAAGUGUAUCCAAGAGCUGAAGGGUAGCGACGGAGGCCCCUCACCCGCCCUGAUGACCGGGGUUCAUUCCAGGCAAGACUACCCCUCCCAUCGGGGGCGCAACACCAGCAGUGGUACAAACCAGCAGCAGAACGGUGCCAGUGCCACCCGGGAACCGAACGCACCACUGGGAGGUCGUAGCAGGUACCCUUUCAUGACCUUGUGAUUGUGACCUUUGCCACAUCCCACCCCUCAAGAGUACCUCAUAGCUUAUCAAAACUCAUCGUCAUGGAAACUAUGUAAAAUUGUUGGUUGCUUGCAAGAACUCUGUGGGAUUGAUACUUGGGUCUAGGACAUCAUGUUGGUCUAAUACCAGAUGGUCUAAGCCUC